This is a messenger RNA of Corylus avellana, 1557 nucleotides long. NCBI's taxonomy places the organism in Eukaryota, Viridiplantae, Streptophyta, Magnoliopsida, Fagales, Betulaceae. The record is from RefSeq and is a predicted model, not a curated record.
AUGGAAAAGGAAGGAAAGAGAUGUCGCCGGCGGGUGGUGCUGGUACCGGCGCCGUUCCAAGGCCACAUAAACCCAAUGCUUCAGUUGGGCAGCAUCCUCCACUCCAAUGGCUUCUCCAUCACUGUCGUUCACGCCCAAUACAACUCCCCAGACCCUUCAACCCACCCAGAUUUCAGCUUUCUUCCCCUACCAGAUUCCUCAUCCGACCACAACAUCUUAGCUGCGGACGGAGUAGGCUUCGUAUUGGAGCUUAAUGCCAAAUGCAAAGCUCGUUUCCCAGAAUGCUUGGCUCAAGUGAUGACGCAACUCGGCUCCGACGACGAUAGAAUCGCAUGCAUUAUCCACGACGAGUUCAUGUACUUCUCUCAAGAAACGGCAAAGGAUCUGAAGCUUCCAAGCAUCGUCUUACGCACAGCUAGUGCUUCCAAUUUUUUUGCUCGUGACGCCCUUUUCCAACUGAAGGCAGAAGGCCACCUGCCCUUCCCAGAAUAUAGGUUGCAGGAUCCAGUUCCGGAGCUUUAUCCACUCCGGUUCAAGGAUCUACCUAUCCCCACUUUUGGAAAAGUAGAUAAGUUUUUGCAAAUGCUGAGUAAAGGUUCAAACAUUGAAACAUCUUCGGGCAUCAUUUAUAAUACAACUUACUACCUUGAAAAUUCAUCAUUGGCAAAGAUGCAACAGAGAUGUCAAGUUCCAAUCUUCUCAAUAGGCCCUAUGCAUAAGAUUGCAUCGGCCUCCUCUAGUAGCUUAUUGGAAGAGGAUAGUAGUUGCUUGGCAUGGCUUGAUAAGCAAAGUUGUAACUCAGUCAUUUAUGUAAGCUUGGGAAGUGUGGCAUUCAUGGACGCCAAAGAGCUUGUUGAGAUGGCUUGGGGGCUAGCACACAGCAAACAACCUUUCUUGUGGGUGGUUCGGCCAGGCUCAAUUCGUGGUGCAGAAUGGAUUGAAGUAUUGCCCGAAGAUUUCAAAGAAGACAUUGGCGAGAGGGGUCACAUUGUGAAAUGGGCACCCCAAAAGGAAGUUCUAGCACACGAUGCAGUGGGAGGGUUUUUGAGUCAUUGUGGAUGGAAUUCAACACUAGAGAGUAUUUGUGAAGGAAUCCCAAUGAUAUGCAGACCGUAUUCAGGGGAUCAGAGGGUGAAUGCAAGGUAUGUGAGCCAUGUAUGGAAGGUAGGCCUGGAAUUGGAGAGUAAGUUGGAGAGAUGUGGGAUAGAGAGAGCUGUAAGAAGACUUAUGGUGGAUGAAGACGGGAAGGAGAUGCAAAAGAGGGGAAAUAAUUUGAAGGAGAGAUGUGAAUUUUGCAUCAGAGAUGGUGGUUCUUCCAGCAAUUCCUUAAAUGAGCUAAUAGACAUGAUCAAGUCAUUUUAAUUACAAAGACGCUUUGAAAUAAGAAAGAGAAUGCAAAGAUGCUUUAAAGCUCGGGGAGAAAAAAUACAGAGAUGCUUUGAUAAUAAAAAUUUUUUUCUUCUUUAAAUUGAUGAAUAGAUUAAGUUAUAUUAUGUGUGCAUAUUCUAAUUACGAACUGUUACAUCAAUUUAUACAAAAAUCAUAAUAUCUUAAACU